CCCUAUUUUUCCCGUAUUUUUCCCGUCUUGGAAAGUGAAAUCUCUUCUUUAUUCGCCAAAAUAUUGGGCAGUAUUUUAUCCUGGACACAGAAAGAUAAGACUCAAAACAACUCAGACUACGAUGGUCCUUAAGUACCAGUAACAACAACAACAAGAGGGAGGAGGACGGGUGGUGAUCCAGACGACCCUGAACUCUGGCUCAGCAGUGUGUACUCUGCUGGAGUGAAGGAGUACCAAGCCACGCCCACAGGCACUCUGGGCUGCUACUGUCCUCCAAAAUCGGUUGUUAAUUGCUGGUGUCAUGGCCAACCUCUUCGGUUUGAUUGUCUCUGGGCGCCUGGUGCAGACUAAUUUUGAGCAAGUAGGGGAGACGCAGUUUCUUACAGUCAUACCUCAGGCAGAUAACAUCAACCACAUUGUUAUCUUCCUCACAGGAACACAACCUUUUCCCAAUGGCCUCGGAGGAUCAGUGUACUUCAGUUGGCCUGAGCCCACCAAACCACCAACCUGGCAUCUCUUGGGCAACAUUACAAAUGAAAAGCCAUCAGCAAUAUUCAAAAUAUCCGGGCUGAAGCAAUCAGGUGAUGCAGAUCUGCAGACUGGAUUCACAUUUGGUGAACAAAAGAUGUCUCAUAAUGCACAAAUUGGAAUUUUGGUGGAACCCUUAAUACAGAUUCAAGGCCAGGUAGCUAAUCCAUCUUCAGAAGCAUCAACUCUAAACUCCUAUGUGGAAUUCAGCCAAGCCAUGUGUGAAAAUUUAUACAAUUAUGCAUCCAGCUUUGCUCAGAGUCCAUCACAAAUCAUGCCCAAUCCAUCAGAACAAUACCUCCCACUCUCAACUCUCUCAAAGUGGUAUGAAAAUUUCAGUCGCAGAUUACAACAGAAUCCAAAUUUCUGGAAAAAAUAAGUUUCUGAAAAAUUUUGUAAAGUACUAUAUAAUUAAAUACUGUAAAAUUAAUCCUUGAUGUUAUGCAAGAUUUGAUGAUAAAAUUUCUGUGGAUAUUAUAGUGAAAUCUUUUUGAAUCUGCAUUUGACACUAGAUAAUGAGAAAAACAAGGGUACACUACAAAAAUGUUUUUAUUUUUUUUUAUUAUCACACUGGCCGAUUCCCACCAAGGCAGGGUGGCCCGAAAAAGAAAAACUUUCACCAUCAUUCACUCCAUCACUGUCUUGCCAGAAGGGUGCUUUACACUACAGUUUUUAAACUGCAACAUUAACACCCCUCCUUCAAAAAAUGUUUGGUUAAAAUUAAAAAUCAUGAUGUAAUACAGUAUAUGGGUUUAUAAUCUUUCUGAAACUUAGAAUAAACUGCAUAAAAUUUUAUUACAAAAUUCUGUAUACAUAACUUACAUUACCUAAAAUAGCUUUUAAUAUAAACACUUAAAAAAUCAGGAAACUUUAAAUAUCCCACAAAGAUUGAUUAUUUAUACACUAAGAAUUACUGACUACAUUUGAUUAAAUUUACCAUACUUUGAUCAUCCUCCUCCUUUUUUGUAUUUCAUAAAUUCAUCACCGAUCCAUUUCAAAAUAUCCAUUACAUUUUGUUAAAAAUUUGUGUCUGGUAUUUGUAUUUCUUGAGGCUGCAUAGUUACUGAGAAACGUUAAAUACAUUUAAUUACUAGUCCUCUCAUCCUCCUUCAGAGCAUGAAAUUAGCAAGGGCCUCUUCCCAUGAUGUUUGGAUAUUGCACAAAUUUAAUAACAGGGCAGCAUAUCGAUAGUCUCAUUAAAGUUCAGAUACCAGAACUUAAGUUCUCUUUAUAUUUAACAAAUAGUAGUUCUCUGAUCUGUAGGCUGAAGACCUUCUGUGUUAUAAAUUUUCAUAACCACAGGAAGAGUGCACUUUUUCUAAAGGAUUAGAAAUGAAGCUAUACACAAGAUUCAGAUAAAAGUAGUUUAACUUAUUUUUUGUCUUCCAAAGUAGCAAUUCAGAUUUUUGUUCAUACAUUUGUUCCAUUUUUAUUUUUCCGUUUAAAGAACUACAGACAUUUCACCUUUAUUUAAAACAAACCCCUCAAAGGUGCCUUGAUUCCAGUAAGGAACUCUUGAUCCAAAGAAUUAAACCUGAAUAACAAAAAGGCACAGUACACAAAUAACCCGCACAUAGAGAGGAGCUUACAAACAACAUUUCAGUCUGACUUGGACCACUUACAAAGUGACUUAGUAAAUGGUUCAAGCCAGGCUGAAAUGUCGUUGUAAGCUCCUCUCUCCUGUGUGCAAGUUAGUUGUGUAUUGUGAGUUAAACCUGUUCUCCCUCUUCGGAAUGAACCCUAUUGCCUCUCAUUCCCCAGGUGUUGUAUGACCCCUAUGGAUUUAGAGCUUCAGAAUAUACAUAGUGGUUAAAAAUGCCCUUUGAGGUUCAUAUAAGAGUAGGGGCUCUAUAUGCUCAUACAUUGCCCUGACUUUUCUUAUAUCAAAAAAUACAUAAAAUGCUUUUCAAGUGUGGCUUUGUUCCCCUUGAUGUGAAAUGAAUGAACAAUUGCCAAUAAGUUACAGCAGUGAGAAUGUGAUCUCGGCUAUUAGGUUUAGGCAUAAAAUAUUACUCGAGUGUGUCUGACAGUUUUUAUGGUAUUUGGUUAUGCAAUUGUCAUUAUUUACACAGUAUUUUUAUAACAUUUUGUAUAUGUUACAUGUUUUUUAUCACUUGGAAUAAGGUUUGUGCUUGCUAAUAAUACCUUAAGAUUAAUAAAUUGUAGGUUAUUUGUAAUAACUCUACAAUGUUUUGUCUAAAACAGCUAUACAGUAUCCUGCCUUUAAUGACUUCAGCAUGAGUAUACAGCCUUAUUUUUUUUUUAUAAAUUUUGUACAUCAAUUAGGUGGUGCAGUACAUUUCCUUCAUUGGCAAUAUAAACCAAAAGUACUCUGCCCUCUACUUCAAAAUAUGAUGAACAAACAUGCUGUAACUAGUUCCUAACUGACAAAUAAAUUAUCAACCCAU
Molecule: messenger RNA, 2936 nt
Organism: Cherax quadricarinatus
Lineage: Eukaryota; Metazoa; Arthropoda; Malacostraca; Decapoda; Parastacidae
Product: protein OPI10 homolog
Biological process (GO): protein import into nucleus
Cellular component (GO): cytosol; nucleus
Molecular function (GO): nuclear import signal receptor activity; Hsp70 protein binding
Source: RefSeq, a predicted model, not a curated record